Musa acuminata AAA Group (dessert banana) is the source of this 1493-nucleotide messenger RNA. Its product is annotated as E3 ubiquitin-protein ligase SDIR1-like. Lineage: Eukaryota; Viridiplantae; Streptophyta; Magnoliopsida; Zingiberales; Musaceae. Gene Ontology annotation, molecular function: ubiquitin protein ligase activity. Bases 330 to 1166 code for a protein of 278 amino acids. The record is from RefSeq and is a predicted model, not a curated record. The transcript is spliced from 8 exons. Gene Ontology annotation, biological process: protein ubiquitination; ubiquitin-dependent protein catabolic process.
UCGCAUCUUCUCGAUACUUCUAGGGUUUCUGCUGCAAAGCUUUAGGGAUCUUGGAAUCCUAGAUCUGUCUACCUCGAUGUUGUCCCUUUAACCAUUCCUUGGAUCGAUAAAUCUUUGGGAAUCCGGAUCUAGGAUUUUGUAGAUGUCAAAUUUCGUCAGAAAAUUCCAAUCUUGGAAAGACCUAGUGUGUUUCGUCCCUGUCGUGAAUGUGUUCUCCUCUAUUACGGACGGUUCGACCUCGCAUAUCGAUUCUCGCUGAUGCAGUUGCGUUUUCUUGAUUAUUUGAAGGGCAAGAGGUCGUUUUGAGGUGAUCAUUAGCCACUGCAAUCAUGAGUUAUUUUUUCCGGGGGAGUCGGGCGGACAUCGAAAGCGGCUUGCCUGGAUUUAUACCGGAUAGGCGACCGGUGCGAAUGCAUGCGGGAGUUCGUCCUGUUAAUAACAAUUCGAUGGCUUUUCUCGUAACCGUCCUUGUGCUGUUCAUGAUAUUGAAUUCACAUCAGAUGUCACCCAACUUUCUGCUUUGGCUUGUUUUGGGAGUGUUUCUGAUGGCCACCAGCCUUAGGAUGUAUGCAACUUGCCAACAACUUCAGGCCCAAGCCCAAGCUCAUGCUGCGGCUGCAAGUGGCUUCCUUGGUGGCACGGAGCUGCGGUUGCAUGUUCCACCAUCCAUAGCCUUUGCCACGAGAGGACGCUUACAAAGCCUCAGGCUCCAACUUGCUCUUCUUGACCGGGAAUUCGAUGAUUUAGAUUAUGAUGCUUUAAGAGCACUGGAUUCUGAUAAUCCUCCUGAUGCUCCUUCGAUGACCGAGGAAGAGAUCAAUUCGCUACCUGUACACAAAUACAAGCUUCAAUCCUCCAAUCGGCAAAGUGGUGGAUCAGUUCUGCAACAUGCAUCGUCUUCUUCAAUAUCUGCAACUGAGCAGAAAAGGCAGGAAGGUACUAAACUAGAUGGAAACUUGAAGACUCCAGAAGAUGAACUGACAUGCAGUGUUUGCUUGGAGCAAGUCAAUGUAGGAGAAUUAGUAAGAAGCUUACCAUGCUUACAUCAGUUUCAUGCAAACUGUAUCGACCCCUGGUUGCGUCAGCAAGGUACAUGUCCUGUCUGCAAACAUAGGGUGAAUUCUGGAUGGCAUGCACACAGUGAUGGCGAAAUGGACAUGGUUUAACUGGUUCUAUUUAUUACUGGGAGAUCUGAACACAAGGCAUGCAUGGUUGCUGCUGGAUCAAUGGUGCAUGUUGCUUAAUGUCCGAAAGGAUUUGAUGUGGAUACGAUUAACUCUAUGUACAGUAUUAGUUCACUACUUGUUAAACUAUAAAGUAGCUUGUAUUAACCCUAUUAUCGAAUUUUUGUGUGAAUUUUAAGAUUGAGCAAAAGUCUUGGAGGUGCAGCAAAUCAAGCUUCUUGUUCAGGCAAUCUUCAUUUUGUUGGCAUCAGAUUCCUUUUGAAUUUGAUAAGCAGGAUGAAACCUGCCAUAUUUCUUGGAUUGAGAUCA